ACGGUCUACCCAACCUCCGGUUAGAACCUCCUUUUUACACCUUACGCAGAAGUUAAAUAUAUAUAGAUUUUGACCUCUUCGUCACCCACGGUUCGAACCAUCCCUGUGAUAGGAAUACCAACAGUAAUGCAUACCCUACAUUGCGUGAACAAAGUAAGGAUGGCUCUGGAUCCAGAUUACUACAAGGAGGAAGAAAGCCCCAGAAUUCAUAGGAUGCACGUUGACCACUGCCUCGACUAUCUCAGACAGACGGUGCAAUGCCACGGUGACCUGACACCCAUGGUAUUCAGUUGGUCGGAUGAUGCUGGCAGGGUUGUUGCCGACUGGAAAGAACCUCACACAUGCCGCAACUUUAAUCGUGUUCGAAGUUGGGCUGAAGAUCACUUUCGGCCGUAGGCCACGCUGUACACAUGUUGCCAUGAUCGAUCAUUUGCAAGCCGUUUUCUUCUUGAGGACUAUCAAGAGGCUCUAUUUUGUAAAAUCAAGACUUAGGAAUAGUGCCUAUGAUGCACUUGAUUCUAGCCUACAGACGAAUAUUUGAGGAGCAAAAUUUCCAUAAGUUUUAUCAACCCCUCACCCUGCCUCUGUAUACUCUCGACAUCCUCACUAUCCUCGCUGAUCUUGCUGCCUUUACGUUGAAAGAGGCACCCAUCCGGACGGCGACCACUUCAUCUGCUUGCGCGUGCAUUUGCUACGGACACGGGCAAAUAAAGACGAACAAUCUGUAUGGUGGAACAACUUAGCGCAAGAUCCCCGUGAGCUGCUGGAGAGUUUCCAGCUCGCCGACAACAAGCCUCAAGGAGUCUGCCUCGUCUCUUCAGUGGCCCGGCGCGUCAUCCGAGAUGGCCACGAGUUUGAUAUCACUGCGAAAACGCAAGAAGACCUUCCAAGUUGAGACCUUUUCGAUCUCAGGUAUUGUAUUAGUUUGAUGAACCAUCCGAUCGGGGUUCCUAAUGUCUCGGAUGACGUAAUUGGUGAAUCGGAUGAAGACGUAUCUGACGAGGAAUUCGAUGAGGUUGAUGUGGUCGAAGGCGCCGUCAAGAAAUUGGAGGAAUCUGCGGAGCAGAUAUCGGACGUAGCGGAGGAAGAUGAUAUUGCCUGAGUAUCUUCGGGCCAGAAAACGAGGUUUCCCAACUUGGCGGAGCGUUUAAAGACAUGUCAUAUUGUAAUGAUCGAGAACCACUGAACAACGGUAUCG
Molecule: messenger RNA, 1198 nt
Organism: Colletotrichum godetiae
Lineage: Eukaryota; Fungi; Ascomycota; Sordariomycetes; Glomerellales; Glomerellaceae
Exons: 3
Coding region: 127-396 (89 amino acids)
Biological process (GO): mycotoxin biosynthetic process
Source: RefSeq, a predicted model, not a curated record